AUGUCUAACUUCAAUAGCGUCUUGAAUUAUAACAUCACAUCUCCAACAUAUAUAAUUUCAAAUUUAUUAUUAGAAUUUAUAUUGAAACAAGGUGCUACAAAUAUUGUUGUUGAAGUGGAUAUCCAAACAUCUGGUUAUAAUUAUCUUAAAAUUGUAACUAAUGGCAACAGCUAUGAUAAGAAGCUAAGAUAUACCUUGUUUCAAACUAAAAAAUUUUAUCAAAAAGUGGCAGCUAUUAGUAAAAACCUAGAGAUUUGUGUUAAAACACCUGAUGAAGUGAUUGGUGAAAAAUGGAAAAUAGACAAAGAAGGGUUUAUGAUUGAAAACUCUUUAAAAAGGAUAACUUCAAAUACAGGUGUCAGUAUAUUAAUAGAACAAGAUCACGACGAUAAGGGCGAAUUUACCACUGCUUCCACGAUUAGAAAUAUUAAAAAGACCAAAAAAAUAAUUAACCUUAACCUACUUUUGAUGAUUGCAAAAUUUUCCUUAUGUUACAAUAAAAAAGUCCGGCUACAAUUAUAUUCAAUCAUGCUAACAAACAAAAGAAAUAUAACUACACAAUCAAAAUUCUUACAAUUUAGUAUUCCCAGUAAUUUGGAAAGAAAGCGAUGUUUCCAAAAUAUUUUAUGGAAUUUAUCCAGAAAUAACAGUAUCCGUUUAAGAUGGAAGAAUGAGCUAUCCUCUCAACUAAAAGUUUUAAAAAUUAACGGGUUGUUAAUAAUCGAGACACAUUUUAACGAAUUAUAUAAACUAAUUGAUCAAAUUGUAAAUCAAAUAUAUAAAAAUUUAAAAUUGACUCUACCCCAAUGCUGGUUUAUUGAAAUUAAUCUUAAUGAUGCAGGUCUGCUUAAUCAUUAUGAAAAGUACAAAGAACUUAUGACACAGCAGGAGGCAAUUGCUAAUAUUUUGUUUGACGGAAUCAUCAAUUAUUAUGCGGCAAAUGUUGAAAUGUGCCAAGAUAGUGAUGGAAAAAUGUUUUUAAUACUUGAAAAUAUUACUAUUGCGGAAAACCAUCACAUUAAAAAAAGAAGAUUAUGUAUUAAUGAUAAAAAUAUCAUGCGAAAGCAAUUAUUAGAGAAAAGUGGAAAAAAGGCUGCAUUGGAUUUGAACUUAGUACCAGAGCCCAUUGCUUCAUUAGACACACCCUGUAUGGAUUUCGACCCAAAAAACUUUAGUUAUAAAUUGCACUAUGCUAGUGAAUUGAAUUGGAUAUUUCGUAAAGGUAUACCUUCAAUUAGCAUUGCUGGCUUCAUCCAAAAUAAAAUUGAAUCUUUGUAUAAAAAUGAAUAUUUCGAUGAGGAUGAGUUAAAAUUUCAAAUUUGCGAAGAAGGCUGGAAUAUUGCCUAUAUAUAA
Molecule: messenger RNA, 1353 nt
Organism: Saccharomycodes ludwigii
Lineage: Eukaryota; Fungi; Ascomycota; Saccharomycetes; Saccharomycodales; Saccharomycodaceae
Gene: MLH2
Product: mismatch repair protein MLH2
Exons: 1
Coding region: 1-1353 (450 amino acids)
Source: RefSeq, a predicted model, not a curated record